Molecule: messenger RNA, 841 nt
Organism: Contarinia nasturtii (swede midge)
Lineage: Eukaryota; Metazoa; Arthropoda; Insecta; Diptera; Cecidomyiidae
Product: transient-receptor-potential-like protein
Exons: 5
Coding region: 77-841 (254 amino acids)
Biological process (GO): manganese ion transport; calcium ion transmembrane transport; regulation of cytosolic calcium ion concentration
Cellular component (GO): cation channel complex; membrane
Molecular function (GO): store-operated calcium channel activity; protein binding; inositol 1,4,5 trisphosphate binding
Source: RefSeq, a predicted model, not a curated record
ACCAAAAGCACUUUCACUGGAGGAGAAGAAAUAUCUGCUAGCUGUUGAAAGAGGAGACUUGGCAAAUGUGCGACGUAUGCUGCAACGAGCACACCGUAAGAAAACAUUCGACAUCAAUUGUGUCGAUUCACUGGGGCGAGGCGCUCUAACGAUUGCAAUCGACGCAGAGCAUUUAGAAAUGGUUGAAUUGCUUGUAAUUAUGUCAGUGGAAACCAGAGACGCUUUACUGAUAGCAAUCAAUGCUGAAUUUGUUGAGGCUGUAGAACUUCUUCUAGAGCACGAAGAACUUAUCCAUAAGGAAGGCGAACCUUACAGUUGGCAAAAGGUUGAUGUGAAUACAAGCCAAUUUACACCAGAUAUAACGCCCCUGAUUUUGGCUGCGCAUAAAAACAAUUUCGAAAUUUUGAAGAUUCUUUUGGAUCGUGGUGCUGCUGUUCCAACUCCACAUGAUAUCAAAUGCGGUUGUGAUGAUUGUCUUCGAAAAUCAUCGGAAGAUUCAUUACGAUUCUCAUUAAGUCGUGUUAAUGAAUAUCGUGCAUUGGCCAGCCCAUCACUUAUUGCACUUAGUUCGGCCGAUCCACUAUUGACUGCCUUUAGAUUGUCAUGGGAAUUACGUAAUUUAGCGUUUGCCGAACAAGAAUGUAAAUCGGAAUAUUUAGAAUUGCGUCGCCAGUGUCAACAAUUUUCCGUUGAUCUAUUGGAUCAAUCACGUAGCUCACAAGAAUUGGCCAUUAUUCUAAAUCACGAUCCAGAAGCACCACCAUACGCUGAUGGGGAUCAUAUGAAAUUGGCUCGAUUGGAAAUUGCAAUUGAAUAUAAACAAAAAAAGGUAAUUUGUUGA